GCGUGCCGUGUUUUAAUUCCGCUCGUGCCCGCGAACAUUCUUUACGGGUGAAACGCGUUUGCAGACGAGAAUUCAUUUUCAGACGAUUAUGUUUGUGUUUGGGUUCGUUAUCAAUCCGGAUGACGAAUGGGCCUGUCAGAAUGUUGCCAGUCAAAACAUUUCCCCUCCUCUCUGCUUUUUUUUCUUCUUCUUUUUUACCAAACUUUCUCAAGCGUCUGGAGGGACGGCUGGGAAACCGGUGACGCGCUCUUAUCUGGGGACUUGGAGAAAUAGUGUAACGCGAUCAUCGCGCGGCCGGUGGAUAGAGUCGUUAUCAUCGCGCGAGCUCAAAUAGCGAAGUCCGACGAGGCCGUGGAAGAAAAGCGGGGUGGGUUUUUUUUUUUCCCCCGACGCUUAUAAGAAGUCGCUUCGAGGCGCGUGCUCGCGCGUGCGCGCGCAGGCAGGGGUUCGAGCGGAGCUGUCGGUCGAUACUGAGAUGUCGUGAGAGUCCGAGAGUCACAGCCUGGGCUCUCCUGACGGGGCGAGUGUGUUUGCUUUGACUCGCGCGGACAUGCGGCGCGAGCGCAGAAGUCCGGCGCGACUCCGCGCGGCGUCUCAGUGCGUUUGAGCGCGCGCCGCGGCCUGACCGGUUACCCAGCGACUCUUCUCCGAGGGGCACAUGAAAGUCCACCACCGUCACCCAUCAUCUGCGCUGCCCUUACAGUCGGACAUGCUGAAGCCGGGCGAGCCGAGCGGUUCUGCUUUCCUCAAAGUGGACCCGACCUACAUCCAGCACUGGCAGCAGCUCUUCCCGCAGAACGGCGCGCUCAAAGCCGCUUCUCUGCCGCCUCCGGUGCCGCUGGAGAACCUCCGCCUGCAGAGACCCAGCCUGAUCUCCUCCACGGCGUCUCCCGCGGCGCAGGGCGCGCUGUUCGGACAGACCCCGGGCUCCGACGGCGGCGGCGCGUCUCAAGCCAAAGAACUUUGUUCGUCGUCCAACUUCAAGAACGAUAAAGGAUCGCGGCUGAAGCUGAGCUCCGAGGAGCUGGACUAUUAUCUGUACGGACAGCAGCGGAUGGAGAUCAUCCCGCUCAACAACCACAACGGAGACCUCAACAACCGCUGUGACAUGUGUGCGGACAACCGUAACGGCGAGUGCCCGAUGCACGGACCCCUGCACUCGCUGCGGCGCCUGGUGGGGACCAGCAGCUCCUCGGUGACCGCUCCUCCUCCCGAGGUCCCGGACUGGCUCCGAGAUCUUCCUCGUGAGGUGUGUCUGUGCACCAGCACCGUCCCGGGUCUGGGAUACGGCAUCUGUGCGGCCCAGCGCAUCCCGCAGGGGACCUGGAUCGGGCCCUUCCAGGGAGUCCCGCUGCCGCUGGAGAAGGUGCAGUCGGGCUCCGUGAGAAACACUAGACACCUAUGGGAGAUUUAUGAUCAGGAGGGAACCUUACAGCACUUUAUCGACGGGAAUGAACCCAGUAAGUCGAGCUGGAUGAGGUACAUCCGCUGCGCCAGACACUGUGGAGAGCAGAACAUGAUGGUGGUGCAGUACAGGUCGUGUAUCUUCUACCGGGCGUGUGCAGAUAUUCCUCGAGGAACCGAGCUCCUGGUCUGGUACAACGACAGCUACACGUCUUUCUUUGGGAUCCCGCUGCAGUGCGUCGCUCAGGACGAAAACUUGAACGUGCCGUCUACUGUCAUGGAGGCCAUGUCUCGUCAGGACUCACUGCAGUCCUUCAGCAAGAGCCCCAAACCCUCGUCUUCCUCGCUGCUGCUGCCUCGCUCCAUGGUCUUCCCUCAGUCGCCCUGCUCCCGGAGCUUCUCUCUGCUGGACAAGAGUCACGCCGAGUCCAGCCUGAGCCAGAUGAGCGGGAAGAACCAGCGGGUCCUGGCCAGUCCCACGUCCACCAGCCAGCUGAGCUCCGAGUUCAGUGACUGGCAUCUGUGGAAGUGUGGCCAGUGCUUCAAGACCUUCACGCAGAGGAUCCUGCUGCAGAUGCACGUGUGCACGCAGAACCCCGACAGGCCGUAUCAGUGCGGUCACUGCUCUCAGUCGUUCUCUCAGCCGUCCGAGCUCCGGAAUCACGUGGUCACUCACUCCAGCGACCGGCCCUUUAAGUGCGGUUACUGCGGCAGAGCCUUCGCCGGAGCCACGACCCUCAACAACCACAUCCGCACACACACCGGGGAGAAGCCUUUCAAGUAAGUACCAGUGUGAGCGGUGCGAGCGCAGCUUCACGCAGGCCACUCAGCUCAGCAGACACCAGCGGAUGCCCAACGAGUGCAAACCCAUCAGCGAGAGCAGCGAAUCAAUCGAGGUGGAUUAACUGAUUGACCGGCCCGAAUUAAACCGCACCGAGAAUCAUGAUUAAAUGUCACGGACACUUAAGCAAAACCAAAGAUUUCCUCGGAGAAACCCUCAAUCACACGCAGAAAACCAAAAGCAGUAAUACAAUAAGAGAGACAUUAAGAGAUAUC
This is a messenger RNA of Puntigrus tetrazona (Sumatra barb), 2460 nucleotides long. It is a transcript of the gene prdm6, whose product is annotated as PR domain containing 6. The coding region runs from base 659 to 2188 and encodes 509 amino acids. Gene Ontology annotation, molecular function: histone methyltransferase activity; protein binding. Gene Ontology annotation, cellular component: nucleus. The transcript has 7 exons. The record is from RefSeq and is a predicted model, not a curated record. NCBI's taxonomy places the organism in Eukaryota, Metazoa, Chordata, Actinopteri, Cypriniformes, Cyprinidae.